Molecule: messenger RNA, 3303 nt
Organism: Uncinocarpus reesii 1704
Lineage: Eukaryota; Fungi; Ascomycota; Eurotiomycetes; Onygenales; Onygenaceae
Product: Na/K-ATPase alpha 2 subunit
Exons: 6
Coding region: 1-3303 (1100 amino acids)
Biological process (GO): calcium ion transmembrane transport; intracellular calcium ion homeostasis
Cellular component (GO): intracellular membrane-bounded organelle; membrane
Molecular function (GO): ATP binding; ATP hydrolysis activity; P-type calcium transporter activity
Source: RefSeq, a predicted model, not a curated record
AUGGCGAAUAAUAACAGAUUACUCGCCCCUCCUAUUUUCAUUGAUACCUCACAAGCGAGCUCGUCCUCGUCAACAAUAGAACAGGAUAAUAUCUCGCCUGACAGACCAUUCUCCAGCAAUGGCAGCUUUCUCACCGCUCAUAGCCCCAUCUCGAUGGAUGGAGAGACACUCCGUUCGCGGGCAAAUUCAUUUAAUUCUAAUGUAGAUACCCUCAGGUCUCGAUCUGACUCCAUGGCGCAUAAGGAUCUGGACAAUGUGCACUAUGACGAUGUGCCAGUAUCAGAAGCGUUAAACCCCGACCAGCGAAACGAGAAUGAUUUUAAGGUCGAUAAUAAUCCCUUUGCGUUUACGCCCGGUCAGCUCAACAAGAUGCUUAACCCCAAGUCUCUAGCUGCCUUUCGAGCGCUGGGUGGGCUUCGAGGCUUAGAACGUGGUCUCAGAACGGACUUGGCGGCAGGCUUGUCCUUUGACGAAAGUCAACUGGAAGGAACCGUCACUUUCGAAGAGGCAACCCGACCGGAUUUGAAAAAGGGAAUCGAGACGAGAACUCCAUCUGGAAUAGCGGAAAGUCACACCGGCUCACCAGCAGAAGGGCAGUUCACGGAUCGAGUCCGUGUCUUCAAACAAAACAGACUUCCGGAACGGAAAAGUGACGGCUUCUUUGUCUUAUUAUGGAGAGCAUACAACGACAAGAUCAUCAUUCUGUUAACGAUUGCCGCGGUUGUCUCGUUAUCCUUGGGUCUAUACGAGACAUUUAGCGGGGGUUCUAAAGUUGAUUGGAUCGAAGGCGUGGCUAUUUGCGCAGCCAUUAUCAUUGUUACCGUCGUUACGGCUGCCAACGAUUGGCAGAAAGAAAGGCAAUUUGUGAAAUUGAACCGCCGAAAAAAUGACCGGGAAGUUAAAGCGAUCCGAUCCGGAAAAUCUGUUAUGAUAUCUGUUUUUGACAUCACAGUCGGCGACAUUCUGCAUCUAGAGCCGGGAGAUGCUGUUCCAGCCGAUGGAGUAUUCGUCAGUGGACAUGGAGUCAAGUGUGACGAAUCUUCCGCAACUGGAGAAUCCGAUCAAAUGAAGAAGACCAGUGGACACGAAGUUUGGCAACGAAUGGAAGACGGCACUGCGACCAAGAAGUUAGAUCCUUUUAUCAUUUCCGGAAGUAAGGUGUUGGAAGGAGUCGGAACCUACCUGGUUACCAGUGUCGGCCCCAAUUCCACCUAUGGCAAGAUUAUGCUCUCCUUACAGACAUCCAACGAUCCGACUCCAUUGCAAGUGAAGCUAGGAAAAAUGGCCGACUGGAUUGGCGGUUUGGGCACAGCUGCCGCUCUUCUUUUGUUCUUCAUCCUUCUCAUUCGAUUCCUUGUGCACCUGCCUGAGAAUACCGGUACACCAGCAGCCAAGGGUAAGGAGUUCAUGGAAGUCAUGAUCGUCGCAAUCACUGUGAUCGUCGUGGCAAUUCCAGCAAAACCGAAGUGGCUAUGUUACAAACUUGUGCAUAAUUAUCUUGGUUUGAAACUGCUAGAAGAGCGGGCAAACGCCGAGAUCACCCAGCUGGUUCCGUUCGAUUCAGCUCGCAAGUGUAUGGGCGUUGUUGUUCGUCAGGAUGAUGGGUCCUACCGACUCCAUGUGAAAGGUGCUGCUGAGAUGAUGCUCGCAAAGGCGACCCAAGUUAUCUCCGAUUUGUCCCAGGAUUCCUACAGAAUUGAACCCCUCCAAGCCAAUUCUAAGGACGCGGUUCUCGACACUAUCAACUCAUAUUCCCAGCGGUCACUCCGGACAAUCGGUAUGGUAUACAAGGACUUCGAAUGUUGGCCACCGCGUGGCGCGAAAACCCAAGAAGACGACAAAUCUAUGGCUGAUUUUGAUGACAUUUUCCAUAAUAUGACUUGGAUUGGUGUUGUUGGAAUCCAAGAUCCACUACGUCCCGAGGUUCCUAAUGCCAUCCAAAAGUGCAACAUGGCCGGGGUACAAGUCAAGAUGGUUACCGGUGACAAUAUGACUACUGCAGUCGCCAUUGCGACCGAAUGUGGCAUAAAAACUCCUGAGGGAACUGCCAUGGAAGGUCCUAAAUUUCGCCAACUUUCUGACGAAGAAAUGGAUCGUAUCUUACCUAAUUUGCAAGUCCUUGCGCGCUCAUCGCCUGAAGAUAAACGUAUUCUCGUUGCACGCCUGAAGCACCUUGGUGAGACCGUGGCAGUUACAGGAGAUGGUACGAAUGAUGGCCCUGCUCUCAGAACAGCAGACGUGGGCUUCUCCAUGGGAAUCGCAGGAACAGAAGUUGCGAAAGAGGCCAGUUCGAUCAUUCUCUUGGACGACAAUUUCAAAUCUAUCGUCACGGCGAUAUGCUGGGGUCGCGCUGUCAAUGAUGCCGUUGCGCGAUUCCUUCAAUUUCAAAUCACAGUGAAUAUUACUGCUGUUGCCUUGACGUUCAUCUCAGCCGUUUCGAACGACGAUAAUAAGAGCGUUCUCACAGCGGUUCAGCUACUAUGGGUCAACCUCAUCAUGGAUACCUUUGCUGCUCUAGCACUUGCCACUGAUGCACCAACGGAGAAGAUCCUAGACCGCAAGCCGACACCAAAGUCAGCAUCGCUCUUUACGAUGACAAUGUGGAAAAUGAUCAUUGGACAGAGUAUUUACCAGCUCGUUGUGACGUUUACGCUUUAUUUCGCAGGUGCAAAGAUCCUUAACUAUGAUGUCGCCGCGAAUGAGGAGCUGCAAAAGCAAUUGGAUACCAUUGUCUUCAACACAUUUGUGUGGAUGCAAAUCUUCAAUGAGUUUAACAAUCGCCGGCUUGACAAUAAAUUCAACAUCUUCGAGGGCAUGUUGAAAAAUUACUGGUUUAUGGGCAUCAACUGUCUUAUGAUUGGUGGCCAGAUCAUGAUUAUCUUCAUUGGCGGCAUUGCCAUUGGUGUUGUUCGCCUCGACGGUGUGCAAUGGGCGAUCUGCAUUCUCUGUGCAGUCUUUUGUCUUCCAUGGGCUAUCGUACUGCGCUGCAUCCCCGACAAACAUUUUGCAGUUGUCUUUAAUGGUGCCACUGGAGCUGUUGCCUUCGUUUGGAGGCCGUUCGCAAAAGCCAUGUCAUUCGUGUUCUCUCCAGUGGGAAGGAUGUUUUCCGCAAUCUGGGCCCCGUUCCGACGUUUUUGCUCGCGCAUCAAAUCCAAGUUCGUCAAAAAGGACCCGUCCACAGACGAAUCUGAGGCAGAGACCUACGAUGAAGAGGCUCCUAAGUUCGAGAAAGAGGAGGGUGAGAAAACCCCCCAACCAGCACAUGCCAAUCUGCCCCCAAUCACGUUAACUGGGCCAAGUUAG